UUGCUGUGAGGUACUAGUGGAUGAGAGAGCAGAUGCGCCGCCAAGUACGCACGAUGUUUCAGGAACUUUAAGCCUUCAAAAACAUGAAAGAUACUUUCGAGCCAAGCAAUCGAAUACAUGACAAACAUCAACAGAGCACCUGACAAGCAGCCAGCACAAGAUCUCUCAUUUAGUAAAAAACACUCAUCUUAAUCCUCGCUGGACUACAGAGAUCCCUUUCAGCUCCUGACUGUCUGUGAUAUCCCAUCAUGCCACUACUUGUGUUUCAUACUUCCCAGCUGUUGUGGGUGCGUUUAGCUGCCCUGGUGUUCACCUGCGUGGCGUUCAGUGUUGCAGCACAUGGAGCCAACCUUCCCCAUGGAGGCAUGGCCGACUGGUGCAUUUUCUGCUGGGCAUUCAGCUUCGCCUGCACCCUGCUGGUCCUGCUGGUGGAGCAGUUCGGCCUCCAGGCCCGCAUCCCAGUGUCCUGGACCAACUUCCCCAUCACUAUCGCCUGCUAUGCCGCCCUCCUCUGCCUCUCUGCCUCUAUCAUCUUCCCAGUUUACUUCAUCAAGGACCAGCAGCGCUACGGUGAAACUCGUGACUAUCGCAUCGCUUCCACCGUCUUCUCCUGCCUGGCUGCGGUAGCCUAUAUGGGGGAGGUGAGCUUGUCUAAAGCAAGGCCAGGGGAGGUCACAGGCUAUAUGGCUACAGCUCCAGGCCUGUUAAAGGUGUGCCAGACCUUUGUAGCCUGUGUAAUUUUCAUGCUGGUCAGCAGCCCUGCGCCAUCAUAUGACCAUCAUGCAGCACUCAAGUGGUGCAUGGCAGUGUACUGCAUCUGCUUCAUCCUUUCCAUGGCUGUGGUGGUGCUGUGUGUAGGCGAGUGCACUGGCUGUCUCCCCAUCCCAUUCUCCAAGUUCCUGUCAGGGUACGCCCUCCUGGCAGUUAUCAUGUACCUGACUGCUACCAUCAUCUGGCCAGUGUUCCAGUUUGACAAACAGUACCAACGUAGAGGCAACAAUACAAACCUGAUCGCAGUGGCAGUGCUCACUGCGCUCAACUUCCUGCUUUACCUUGCGGACCUGGCCUACACUGCCAGGCUGGUGUUUGUCACUGUGUAAGAAGAAAGGGAAUGAAGAAGGGAGACAUAUUGAGUAAUGAAGAACAGAAAAAAAGCUAAGAGCUUGAAUGGCUUUGUAUUUCUGACAAAAUACACAUGAAUAUUCCCUUCUCAAAAUGCUCGCUUGCAGUAUGUAUGUUAAUGUAUGUAAAGUGCCUAGAUAUCUGCAAUGACAAUAUUUAACCUCAAAUGUGAGUUUACCUUUAUUAAUGUCACGAAAUAUCAGAACAUGAAAUAUUUUACAUGAUGGUGUGACAAAAUCAAAGUAAGCAUGUAACGCUGUUAGAGUCCAAUGAAGUCAAAGACACUGGAACACAAGAGAACAGCAGGAGAAACGUAUUUACUGUAUCUGAGACACACAAGAACUCUUCAGUUACUGAUGAGGAAGCGUUGUGUGCAAUACAUGAACACUUUGAUUUCAUCACAACCUAAAACAAAGAUUUCUUCAUUGUCCUUAUUGUCUUCUAUUUUUAAGGUUUUGGGAAAAAAUAUUGUAGUCCUCUUUUGUCUUGAUAACAAAGUAUCAGUAUUGAAAGAUUUGAAAUAAUGUAAUUUGAAGUUGAGUUUUGA
Messenger RNA from Scomber japonicus (chub mackerel), 1669 nucleotides. RefSeq names its product myeloid-associated differentiation marker homolog. Lineage: Eukaryota; Metazoa; Chordata; Actinopteri; Scombriformes; Scombridae. Gene Ontology annotation, cellular component: membrane. The coding region runs from base 249 to 1100 and encodes 283 amino acids. The transcript has 2 exons. The record is from RefSeq and is a predicted model, not a curated record.